AUGCGAAAAAUUGUGGACGAAGAUUCAGUGAUGUACAAACGAGUGAGAGUUCAAGAUAAGAAAUUUGUAGCCUUCUUUGAUUCGGGAAGCAAGUACAAUAUCAUGAAUGACGUUUCGUACAAAAUUCGAAAAGUCAAUAAUAACUCCAAUAACAAUAACAAUGAGGACGAUGAGGAUGAUGAAGAUAAUAAUGACGAGGACGACAACGAUGAAGAUGACGACGAUAAUAACAAUGACGAUGAUGAAAAUGACGAGAACGGCGACGAUAACUAUAAUGAAGACGAUGACGAUAAUAACGACGACGAUGAUGAGAACGAUGAAGAAGAAGAUAACAAUGAUGAACACGAGGACGAUGAAGAAAAUGAUGAUGAAGUCGAUGUCGUCGAAAAUGGUGAUAAAAAUAUUGACGAUGGCGAUGAAGAAGAUGAGGACAAUGACGAUAACGAUGACGACAAUAACGAUGAUGAUGACAAUAAUAAUGAAGACGAUGAUAAAGAUAAUGAUGACGAAUGUGAUGAAAAUAAUGAUGAUGAAGACGAUGAUGAUGAAGAAAAUGAUGAUGAACUCGAUGACGUCGAAAAUGGUGAUAAAAAUAUUGACGAUAGAGCGCUGAGUGCGAUUAACAGUUUGAAAUCGCUUAUAACAAUGAAGCCUGUCUUAAAAAUAUUCAACCCAAAACACGAAAUCGAAUUGCACACGGACGCAUCGAUUGAUGGAUUUGGUGCUGUCCUGCUCCAGAAAUCACCUGAUGAUGGAAGUGGACACCCAGUAUACUACAUGAGCAAAAAAACUCCAGAUGCUGAACGACGUCUCACGAGCUACGAAUUAGAACUUUUGGCAGUGGUAGUAGCAUUGAGAAAGUUCCGUGUUUAUCUUCUGGGCGAGCAUUUUAAGCUCAUAAGCGAUUGCGAUGCAUCCAUAAAAUCGAUGAAUACCGACGAUAACGUAUAUAGCAGACUAAAAUCCAUCCAAGUGCAGGACGACGAGUUGAAGGCCAUUAUUGACGUUCUACGAGAUAGAAGCUCUCAUAAUAAUUACUUUAUGAAAGGCGGACUUCUACACAAACUUAUCGACGACAAUGAGUUAAUUGUGGUUCCUUUGAGUAUGCAACGCGAGAUCAUUAAGUCAGCGCACGAGAGAGGUCAUUUCUCCGUAAAAAAGACAAAAGAAAUUAUUGGAAGGCAGUAUCACACUCCGAAGUUGGAGCAGAAAAUACAGCAACAAACCAUCAAUUCGACGUAUCGUAGAAGUACCCAUGCUACACGGUUUGAGUUGCUUUUUGACAUCAAGAUGCAUACUAAAGACGACCUCAUUUUGAAGCAGAUCAUUGCCGACGAGAUGAUUCAGAUGUUUAACGACAACAGAGACGAGCUCCGAAUGCAGGCCAAACAGCAGAUAGCGAAUAUUCAAGAUGAGAAUAAGCGCUCCUACAAUCUUCGACGAAAGCCAGCUACAACUUACAAAGUCAACGACCUUGUAGCUAUAAAACGCACUCAACUAGGAGGUGGGCUUAAAUUAAAAGCUAAAUAUUUUGGCCCCUACCGUGUGACGAAAUCAAAACCGAAUGAUACCUAUGAUGUAACCAAAGAUGCGGUGUUCUAUGAGGGACCGAGACAAACUACCACAUGUGCGGAAUUCAUGAAACCAUGGGUUCCAGAUGGCGACUGCAACGACGACGCAUUCGAGGCGAAUGAAUGA
Molecule: messenger RNA, 1698 nt
Organism: Drosophila albomicans
Lineage: Eukaryota; Metazoa; Arthropoda; Insecta; Diptera; Drosophilidae
Product: glycosyltransferase-like protein gnt13
Exons: 2
Coding region: 1-1698 (565 amino acids)
Source: RefSeq, a predicted model, not a curated record